This is a messenger RNA of Rotaria socialis, 942 nucleotides long. The record is from the annotation of a GenBank genome assembly. Lineage: Eukaryota; Metazoa; Rotifera; Eurotatoria; Philodinida; Philodinidae.
AUGAUUACCUUUCAUCGGUUGACAUUCUGUUUCUAUAUUUCAGGACCAAGCGAAACCCUUCGUCCCAAUCCAACUGAAUUAAAGGUUUGGGUGAAAAUUGAAGAAAGAGCGGUCAGAAGAGAAGAAUCCACUUCCACUAUGGACAUUGAAGAUCUAAAACAAGUGGUAUUCAAAGGACAAAAUGACAGAGAUUUAUACGAAGCCUAUUAUCGCAAUCAGCCAUUGGGGCCUGAAGAACAAGUUCCAUCGGAUACGACCAGUGGUCAACCGAUCGUAUUUAAAAAAAUAGCCGAACCUCCACCAACAGCUUCUGGCGGUCCGCCUCUUUUCCUGCCAAAGCCAAUUACGCCAUCCUUUAUAUCGACAGACUAUCAUAUUAUUGUUGAUAAUUCAAAUAUAUUUAUUGGUUCUCAAACUAUACGUGAUCCAAAAACUGGAUUAAAUCAAAAAAAUUCAGCUAUUCGUGUAAAUGUUAAGAAUCUUGUAAGAGUACUUGAAGACGGUAAAUUAAAAAUAUGUAUUAAAUCACGUAUUGUUGGUGGAAGUGUUGAUGAAAGUAUACCACGGGAUAAUGCACAGGUUUGGACUGAUUGGGAAUCUUGUGGUUAUAAAUGUAUACUGGGAGUGCGCUCGAAGAAUGGCCCAGAAGUGUUCGUGGACGAUAUGUUGCAUGCUCAAAUUUUAACUAUCCUUCAUAGUUAUAACAAUACUCAGAGAUCACAAGUUCUUGUUUUGGUUACUGGUGAUGGAAAUAGAAACAAGAAUCAAACGAGUUUUUCUGAUACUGUAGAGAGAGUAUUGGCAAGUGAUUGGAGCGUGGAACUUUGGUCAUGGAAACAAUCAUUAAACUCAUGUUAUUUUAAUAUUCAGAAAUUCUUUCCAAGUCGAAUGACAAUUGAAUAUUUAGAUUCUUAUAGAAACAAUAUUACAUUUAUACAAUAA